CUCUCUAUAUUUGCUAUAUAAAGACGAUCAUUUGCACACCUCCUUAAGCUAAUUAAACCCAUCAACAAACACAAAACAUACAUACAGACACAUAUAUAUAUGUCUAUGUCUCCGACAAUGUCUCGAGCAGGUGAAAGUUCCUCAGGCUCUUCCUCCGACAAGACGAUAAAGCUAUUCGGGUUCGAGCUCAUCAGCGGCAAUCGUUCGCCGGAUAUCACGACGGCGGAGAGCGUGAGCUCGUCAACAAACACGACGUCGUUAACAGUUAUGAAAAGACUCGAAUGCCAAUACUGUGGCAAAGAGUUCGCAAACUCCCAAGCCUUGGGAGGUCACCAAAACGCUCACAAGAAGGAGAGGUUGAAGAAGAAGAGGCUUCAGCUCCAAGCUCGACGAGCCAGCAUCGGCUAUUAUCUCACCAGCCACCACCAGCCAAUAACGACGGCGUUUCACGGAAAAUACAAAACGCAGUCGUAUUGUGCGUUCUCCUCCAUGCAUGUGAAUGAUAAUAAUAAUCAGAUGGGCGUGUACAACGAGGACUGGUCGCCGAUGUCAUCGCAGAUUAGCUUCGGCAACAAGAACGCGGGUCAAGACCUUAAUGAACAAAGUGGUGAGAUGGGUAAACUGUACGGUGUACGACCGAACAUGAUUCAGUUCCAGAGAGAUCUGACUUCUCGUUCUAGUUCAAAGAGAAGCAUUAAGUCGCUGGAUCUUCAUCUAGGUAUCGCCGGAGAUACGGCAUAACAAAGAGAUAGAGAUAUAUGAUUAAGAUAUACUAGUUGUGUAUUUUAUUGGGAAGAAAAAACGAAAAAAAAAAACCGAGACAUAUAUAGUGUUCUUGAAGCCAAUUUGAGUUUAUUUAUUAAUUAGGUUUAUGUAUGUUCUUUAAAAAUUCAUUCCAAAGUGAUGUUGUAGAAUUAUUCAAAAAAAAAAAAAAAACUCAAAUAGAUAGAUUAAUUAUCCAGAAAAUCCAGGAUCUUCAUCGUCAUCCCAAAAUAAAACACA
Messenger RNA from Capsella rubella, 1002 nucleotides. Its product is annotated as zinc finger protein 5. The transcript has a single exon. Bases 100 to 741 code for a protein of 213 amino acids. Gene Ontology annotation, cellular component: nucleus. NCBI's taxonomy places the organism in Eukaryota, Viridiplantae, Streptophyta, Magnoliopsida, Brassicales, Brassicaceae. Gene Ontology annotation, biological process: trichome morphogenesis; cytokinin-activated signaling pathway; gibberellic acid mediated signaling pathway. The record is from RefSeq and is a predicted model, not a curated record. Gene Ontology annotation, molecular function: transcription cis-regulatory region binding; DNA-binding transcription factor activity.